Penicillium argentinense is the source of this 1092-nucleotide messenger RNA. RefSeq names its product putative JmjC domain protein. Lineage: Eukaryota; Fungi; Ascomycota; Eurotiomycetes; Eurotiales; Aspergillaceae. Bases 1 to 1092 code for a protein of 363 amino acids. Gene Ontology annotation, molecular function: 2-oxoglutarate-dependent dioxygenase activity. The record is from RefSeq and is a predicted model, not a curated record. The transcript has 2 exons.
AUGGUGUAUACACGCGACGGGGAUGAUAGCCGAUGCCGGGGGAUGCACGGGACUCAAGUCUUGGCCAACCCGUCCGUCAUCAACUCCCGCCGCAACCCCAGAGCUGUCUGUAUGAAGCCCCAGCCAUGGCACUCUUUGGACAGUCGAGCUCUGCAUCGGCUUCUACAGCACAAGACACGCCCUGAAUCACUCCGAUCAAACCUCAGGUCUUGCAGCUUCUCCACAUCCUCAGGGCGCCCAUACCGUCCCCUCGAAACCCUCCACGACGCCCGCGUCGAGACCUUCCGACAGCAAUUCUUCAUCCCGGAAAAGCCGACCAUUCUCCCUCGCUCUCACUUCCGUGACAUUCCCGCGCUGAAGAACUGGUUCCAAGCCGGCAAUGGCUCACCAGCUGAUGCCCCCGAUCGCACGACCCGUCUGAACGUCGAAUACCUCCAAUCCCACGCGGCAGACGCGUUUGUCCCUCUAGAGCUCACAGAGCUCUCGGAUACAACCGCGACAGAUGUCAAGAGAUUUCGCCAGUUUCAUGCCCCGCUCAAUCUCUUCCUAGAAUGGAUGCGCAUGGCAGAGACGUCACCACAAGCAACAAGACUCUACCUAGCCCAAUGCCAACUCCUCGACCUCCCCGUCAUCCUCCGCGACGAUUUCCCAACACCAGCGAUCGUUGCGCAAGCCGGGAAAGGCGAUGUGUAUGACACGAAUGUCUGGAUCGGACACCCACCGACCUACACCCCUCUCCACCGCGACCCGAAUCCAAACCUCUUUGUACAGCUGGCCGGUCGCAAAGUUGUGCGACUUCUACCUCCGGGAGAUGGACAGGGUGUUUUCUCUGCUGUCCGGCGACAACUUGGGAGAAGCAGUGAUCGGGGCGCGGCGGCGAUUCGUGGAGAAGAGAUGAUGCAGGGUGAGGAGAGGGCUUUGCUGGAUCAGAUGGUGUGGGAUGUUCCGGUUUCUGCGGGUUCAGAGAGCGGCACGGGCUUCGAAGCUGAACUUGGAACUGGGGAUGGCUUAUUUAUACCCAAGGGGUGGUGGCAUAGUAUAAAAGGCCUUGGAGAGGGCGUCACGGCUUCGGUUAACUGGUGGUUCCGAUGA